AUGGGGGGUGCUGCUUCUGCUGCUGCACCUGAAGCCCCGCAGCCCGAGGAAAAAUGGCUGCUGGAAAAUGUGCUGUUUUUUGACCCCAAGAAUGGCCCGGGAGGGGUGGGGGUAGAUCUAAGGGACCGGUCUGACUCGAGCGAUGAUUCCAUCAAAAGCUACGAGCCCGAGGUUGCACCCAAAAGGCAAAAUCGGGCUCAGCGGAGGGCGCAGGCGCUGCAGGCGCGAACGGGCUGCCCCUUGCAUGGGAAUGAGCCUUGUCGCUGUGCAGUGGAGAGGCCUGCUGUGGACUUUUUGAAAAGAAAUAAAUAUGAAACGGAUUCUUCUUCGGAUGAAGAAUCUGAAAUCAACGCCAGCCAUUCCCUGAGAUACCCAAUAGCCAUAGACGGGCCUUGCGAAGCAGCGCGAAGUGAGCUAUGA
Molecule: messenger RNA, 420 nt
Organism: Eimeria necatrix
Lineage: Eukaryota; Apicomplexa; Conoidasida; Eucoccidiorida; Eimeriidae
Exons: 5
Coding region: 1-420 (139 amino acids)
Source: RefSeq, a predicted model, not a curated record